AGGGGGCGUGUCCUCGCUAAAGCGGUAGCGGCGCUACACCCGUCGGUGUGUCAGACGCGGAUCCUCCAGAAGUUUUGCGCCUGACCCCGAUCCUCUCGCCCGGAGUUUCAAACCUGCGCCAAAACCCCCAGCAGCUUACGGUUCCUCUGGGUUAUGGAAAUGGAUAAAAUGGACGAAAACGACUGGAAAUAUCACGGGGAGGGCAACAAGAGUCUGGUCGUGUCUCAUUUGCAGCACUGUCGAGUUCUUCGUCUGCUGAAGUUUCCCUCCGAAGACUCUGCACAUACACGACAGACUGCAGAACAAGCUUUUCGACACAUCCCCAACAUCGUGGAUUAUAGUAAAUAUGUCAUGAAGCCUUUACUGGGGGAGAAAUACGUUCACAGUGGAGAGGUUGUUAAACUACCGCUGGACUUUGUGAGACAGCUGUCGCUAAAGGUCCAACAAGAACGACCUGAACUGCGCUGUGAUAAGGUCAUGGACACAUUCAGUGGGUGUGGUUUAUGCCUUCCCAACCUGACCCAUCUUCCCCUCCACCAUCUCAGAGACCACAGACCUCCAAUCUGCGUUGAGAUUAAGCCAAAAUGUGGAUUUCUACCCUUUUCAAGGCACGUAACCAAGGAAUGCAAGCGCAAGGUUUGCAGAUUCUGCAUGCAUCAGCAUUACAAGUUAGCCAAUGGGAAGUGGAAGCGAUUGAGCAGAUAUUGCCCUCUGGAUCUCUUCUCAGGGAGCAAACAGCGAAUGUAUGUUGCAUUGAAGAACCUGUUAGAGGAACCACAAAACAACUUGAAAAUCUUUAAGGGUGGAGAGUUGAUAUUUAGCUGUAAAGAUGAUGCCAAGCAGCAACCCGACUUGAACGAUCUCAUUCAGCACCUUCGGCCUUAUUUCCCUCAUAGUAAUGGCCUCUAUAACAGCCACCAGCCUGGCAAAGCGGUCCUGAACGAGUUAAUUCGGGUGAUCUGCUCCGCUCUGCUCAGCGGCGGGGACUCGAAUCGCUCGGUAGAGCCCAGGAAGGUGCACCUGUCCGAGAGCAGGCCGCACUGUGAAGCAAGUCCCUUCCCAAGAGACCUGCUCCGAAACGGUAACCACAGCAUCCCUAAAGACAGUGUCCUUGCAAAAAUCCUCCAAGUCCAGAUGAUGGAUAACCUGGAUAUUGAAGGAAUCUACCCUCUGUACAAACGCGUGGAGCAGUAUCUAGAAGAGUUCCCGAGAGAAAGAAAACGAUUGCAUAUAGAUGGGCCUUAUGAUGAGAGUUUCAUGGACACUGUGAAAAACUGUCCUACUGAAGAUGACGGCUCUGUAGAAUAUGCAGUUGGGAAGGUUCAUCAGUAUAGAGUCGCAAUGACUGCCAAAGACUGCUCAAUCAUGAUCACGUUUGCACCUUGUGAGGAAGACGAGGAACACCAGUUGAAUUUGGAGAAGCCUCGUUUCACGUAUUCAGUCUCCAUCCUGGAUCUGGACCCCAAACCGUAUGAAGGCAUCCCUCACCAGUACAAGCUGGACACCAAAAUCGUCAACUACUACCUGCGGAGCACGCAAGCUCCGCCCCCCUCCAGCCUAUAUAAGGAAAGGCAGGAGUGCACAUUGCUCUUCCAUGCUGUAUGAGACACCUCUACAAGUGAUGCUUGGGAAAUACCUAGGAAGUGAAUCUGAAAUAGUGAUCUAAUUUAGUUUUUUUCUGUUUGCUAGUCUGUCUAGUUGUUUGCCCUCCCACAGUGUUCUGCCACGUGAAGUUGGCGUUCACAGUUGUUGCAAGAGCAAACCUGAUGAUUUUCUUUUUGAGGGGCUGGUCUCCUAAAGAACAUGAUACCUGAAUGAGUCAGUCAUUGGCUGUAAAAAGUGAGGACAUGGAGGGGGUGUGUGUGUGUGUUUUUGUGCAGUGCUGUUGGGUGUUUCUCGCACGCAGCGGCGCUACUGUGGUCUCCAAGUGCCAACAGUGACUUACAGCGAUUUUCCCUAAUGAACGUUUUACCGCGCAUCAGCUUGGCCGUGUCUUCAGUCGCUGUACAGGCAGUUUGGAAUUCAAAAACAGACAAGUACUUCAUCCCUAGAGCUCCUCAAACCUCUGACCCUUGGCGAGCUACAGUAGCGGGAGUAAUACUGACAAGCACAGACCUGUUGUAUGCUAGCGAAUGGGGUCGCGAUAACACCGUCACUACCUGUAAGAUAGAUUUUAUAAAUUAGAAGAUAAGCCUAAUGAUAUUA
This is a messenger RNA of Carassius carassius (crucian carp), 2205 nucleotides long. Its product is annotated as inositol-pentakisphosphate 2-kinase. The record is from RefSeq and is a predicted model, not a curated record. Lineage: Eukaryota; Metazoa; Chordata; Actinopteri; Cypriniformes; Cyprinidae. Gene Ontology annotation, cellular component: nucleus. The transcript has 13 exons. Gene Ontology annotation, biological process: inositol phosphate biosynthetic process. Gene Ontology annotation, molecular function: ATP binding; inositol-1,3,4,5,6-pentakisphosphate 2-kinase activity. Bases 154 to 1605 code for a protein of 483 amino acids.